AUGGCGGAUGAAGUUUACGGUGAAGUGUCGCCGAUUCCGACGGCGGAGCUGGACAUGCUGAAGAUGAUUCUCACGCCGUACGACGGGAAGAUCGUCAAGCACAUGCCCGAAAGCGAGCGCGCCCUCGUUGUCUUCCCCAACCGAGCGGCGUUGGAAGCGCUGCAAGAGAUCCCGAGCUACACGACUGUCGAAGUGCCCGCUCCAGCAGAAGAGACAGAGGCGCUGCGCACUCCCCGCGCGGAGGAAGAGGAAGGCGCGGAGAGCGAGAAGCCUCAGGAAGACGGCGCACACGACCAAGACGAAGACCUCUUCGACAUAGCCCAGCGAGCCGCGGAAACUGCAAAGCCUGUAGAAGAGCCAACGGUGGAGCGUGCACCUGCACCCGCAGCGGCGGAACCCCGUGCAGCUGUCGAGACUCGCGCGGCCGCCCAUGAGGAGGAAUCUGCCGGCACAGUGAAGAGAAAGCCGCUUCCUGCGAACGAUGUGUUCUAUAUUUUUGGAGACGCAAACAUUGUGGUUCCGACGUGGUGUCUCUUUCUCCUCGCGUACGCCGUCCUCGCGGUCUUCGGGAUCUGCUAA
Besnoitia besnoiti is the source of this 579-nucleotide messenger RNA. RefSeq lists its product as uncharacterized. Lineage: Eukaryota; Apicomplexa; Conoidasida; Eucoccidiorida; Sarcocystidae. The record is from RefSeq and is a predicted model, not a curated record. The coding region runs from base 1 to 579 and encodes 192 amino acids. The transcript has 5 exons.